Ambispora leptoticha is the source of this 3072-nucleotide messenger RNA. Lineage: Eukaryota; Fungi; Glomeromycota; Glomeromycetes; Archaeosporales; Ambisporaceae. The record is from the annotation of a GenBank genome assembly.
AUGCGGUCUUUUGUCAUUAAUACUGUUGCCACCACCCCGUUUGAGGGUCAAAAGCUUGGGACUAGUGGUUUGAGGAAGCGUGUCAAAGUAUUUCAACAGGAACAUUAUACAGCCAACUUUGUGCAGGCUUCUUUGGAUGCUAUGCCGAAUCCUGGCAAGAAAGGCGCUACUUUGGUGGUUGGUGGCGAUGGAAGAUAUUACACAAAAGAAGCUGCGCAAAUUAUUAUACGUGUCGCGGCUGGCAAUGGUGUUUCUAAAUUGAUAAUUGGAAAAAAUGCGAUUUUAUCAACCCCUGCUGCAUCAAAUCUUAUUCGAAAGCGUCAUGCUACCGGUGGCUUUCUUCUAACCGCUUCUCAUAAUCCAGGCGGUCCUGAUAAUGAUUUCGGCAUAAAGUUUAAUGUUAGCAAUGGUGGAUCAGCACCCGAAAAAAUUACCGAUAGAAUAUAUGAAUUAUCUAAACAAAUAAAAGAAUAUUUUAUUGCUGGAUUGCCGGAGGUUGACCUUUCAAAUCUUGGUACAAAGAAAUUCGGCGAGGAUUUUACAAUCGAAAUAGUCGAUUCUGUGGAAGAUUAUGUUCAAUUGGUCAAAGAAAUCUUUGAUUUUGAAUUGAUUAAACAGUUCUUCCAAAAAAAUCCGGAUUAUAAAGUUCUUUUUGAUAGUUUACAUGGAGUUACUGGUCCAUAUGUUGAAAAAAUAUUCGUGAAAGAGCUUGGACUUCCUCCUACCUCCAUUCAAAAUUAUGUACCUUUGCCCGAUUUUGGCGGUGGUCAUCCAGACCCUAAUCUUACGUACGCACGUUCUUUAGUAGAGCGAGUAGAAAAAGAAAAUAUUAAUUUCGGAGCUGCUUCAGAUGGAGAUGGAGAUCGUAAUUUGAUCUAUGGCAAAAAUGCUUUUGUUAAUCCAUCUGAUUCUUUGGCUGUUAUCGCUGCGAACGCAGAAAUCAUUCCAUACUUUAAACGAACUGGAUUAAAAGGUAUUGCCCGAAGUAUGCCAACAAGUGGAGCUGCCGAUUUAGUUGCAAAGAAAAAGGGAAUAGAAAUGUUUGAAACGCCAACUGGAUGGAAAUUCUUUGGCAAUCUUAUGGAUGCUGGUCGCAUUUCGAUAUGCGGUGAGGAAAGUUUUGGUACUGGAUCUGAUCACAUUCGGGAAAAAGAUGGUAUUUGGGCUGUUUUAGUUUGGCUCAACAUUAUCGCUCAUGCGAAUGAGAAGAAUCCGGGAACUGGUAUUAAGGAAAUCCUUCUUGCACAUUAUAAUGAAUAUGGGCGAAACUUUUUUUCACGAUACGAUUACGAAGAGGUCGAAGAACAACAAGGCAAUAAUGUUAUCGAACAUUUAAGAAAUUUGUUGAGCACUCAGCGAGACUCAUUUAUUGGCAAAAAGUAUGGUAAUUUCACUGUUAAAGAUGCCGAUGACUUCGAAUAUCACGAUCCAAUCGAUGGUAGUAUUUCAAAAAAACAGGCAAAUGGUUCUCGAAUUGUUGUACGUCUUAGCGGUACAGGUAGUCAUGGGGCAACUGUGCGUCUAUAUGUCGAGAAAUAUUCAAAAGACCCUUCAGAAUAUGACGCAGACCCACAAAAAGCAUUAAAACCUUUGAUAGACGUUGCAUUAGAAAUCUCGCAAAUACCCACAUUUACUGGACGCAGUGAGCCGACCGGUCCGCGUGAUCUUUUGCUGAGCAUAGUUCCAUUGCUCUUUGAUUCAAGAAUGGCAUUAAUAAAGUUAACAUUUACAUUAAUGUGCAUUCUGGCACUUUUGAUUCGUCUUGUACUUCUCAUAUAUGGCGAAUGGCAAGACGCGAAUUUCCAAGUGAAAUACACUGACAUAGAUUAUAAAGUGUUCACAGACGCCGCGCGUCUUGUUACUCGAGGCGAAAGUCCUUACGAACGUAGCACCUACCGUUACACUCCACUCCUAGCUUUCCUUCUCAUUCCAAACAUACACAUUCACCCCAUAUUCGGUAAACUUAUUUUUGUCUUAGCCGACUUUUUAGUUGGAGUUCUCAUAUAUAGGCUCCUAAAUCUACGUGGACUACCCGAAGAACGUUCUGUUAUAUACUCGUCGUUAUGGCUACUAAAUCCGAUAGUGGCUAAUAUAUCAACUCGUGGAAACGCAGAAAGUCUACUUGGUGCUUUAGUCUUACUCACCCUAUAUUGGAUAUUAACGAAACGUUUUGUGGCGGCUAGUAUUUUGUAUGGUUUCGCCGUGCAUUUUAAAAUUUACCCGAUAAUUUAUGUCGGGUCUCUAUUGAUUUUAUUGGAUGAUGAAGAUUAUUGGGGAAUUCGGCGAAAAGGCAAAGAAAAAGCGUAUCCACGAUGGACCAGGCAAUAUUGGACUGGGCAAGCAGGCAUGUUUGUUACUUGGACGCGUAUCAAAUUUGGAUUAAUUAGUGGCGGCGUGUUUUUCUUGUUGAAUGGUGUAAUGUAUUACCUGUACGGUCAAGAAUUCCUUCAAGAAACAUAUCUUUACCACUUGAUCCGUAAAGACCAUCGUCAUAAUUUUUCAUUAUGGUUUUAUUACAUCUAUCUUAAUUACGACAAUUUCGGAUCUUCGAGUAUAUUUUCUAUGUUGAGUUGGCUAACAGCUUUACAGAUUUCCGCGGUGACGUUGUUGGGUUUAGUUUUUGGCAAAGAUAUCUUCUUUGCGUGUUUUGUGCAAACAUUUGUGUUUGUCGUGUAUAAUCGAGUUUGUACUUCACAGUAUUUCAUGUGGUAUAUUUGCUUAUUCCCGUUGAUAAUUCCAUCGUCCGACAUUGCUUUCAGAUACAAAGGUCUUUUUAUGUUAAUUGCAUGGGUUGGGACACAGGCUCUCUGGUUGUCUCAAGCGUAUCAACUAGAAUUCCAAGGCGAAAACACAUAUUUCGCAAUAUGGAUGUCAAGUUUGGCGUUUUUCGCCGCGAAUAUAUGGUGUUUAAUUGAACUUAUUAAACAUCAUAUCUAUGAACCGGUGUUUGAAUUAGGGCAAAUAAAGAAAGUUUGGGAGCGAUGGCCUCUUCUGAAUAAUUUUAGUAAUGGUAAUGGCAAAGGAGAAAUGAAUGGCGAUUAUGAUGAGGAGGAUAAUGAGAUGUUUUUUUAA